GUCAGAUGUUUGUGCUCGGCAUCAUCGCCAUGUGUCAAGGUCUCACCAAGAGCUUUGGCGGUCUCCUGGCCUGUCGUUUCCUCAUGGGCAUCUUCGAGGUGUCUCUGCCGGCCGGCGCCACGUACAUGAUGUCGACCUACUACACUAAGCGCGAGGCUGCCCUUCGGUUCGCGUGGUUCUUCAACUUCGCACUGGCAGGUCCCUUCUUCUCUGGACUGCUCGCCUACGCAAUUGCCGGCCUUGAAGGAGCUGGUGGCCUCUACGGAUGGCGCUGGAUCUUCAUCAUUGAGGGUAUCAUGACUAGCGUCUUGGCUAUUGCAAUCUUCUUUGUCCUGCCCAACUUCCCCGAGGAUGCGCAGGAGUGGUUCCUCAAGCCACACGAGCGUGAGCGGCUCGUCUUCCAGCUCGAGCAGUCUCGUGGCGCCGAGGUCAGAGGCUCCGCCAUUGACAAUGUUCCUCUGUGGAAGGUUCUGAUCGACUGGAGAAUCCACCUCUUCACCAUGUGCUUCUUCUGCUGCGACAUUACUGCUGCCUCAAUCUCUGCCUUCUCGCCGACUAUUCUCACCGAGCUUGGCUGGACCUCGACUGUCGCCCAGCUCAUGACCAUGCCCGUCUGGGCCUCGGGUAUCGUCUCCGCGUUCUUGUUCACCUGGCUCUCGUCGUUCCUCAACAAGCGGACGCCAUUCGUCCUCUUCUGCAUCUGCCUGCAGCUCGGCGGCUGGAUCAUCAUGAGAGUCUACGUGCGGUCGGUGGGAGUGCGCUACUUUGCGCUCUUCCUCAUGUCCAUGGGCACCUUCCCGCAGAUGCCCACCUUGAUGGGCUGGCUGUCCGCCAACCUACGCGGCCACAAGUACCUCGGCGUGGGCAUGGGCUGGAUGAUUGGCUUUGGCAACUGCGCCAACUUCAUCUCCUCCAACAUCUUCAUCACCACCGAGCGUCCUUACUACCCGACCGGUUUCUCCGUCGGCCUGGGCUUCACCGUCCUUGGCUUCGUCCUCGUCUGCUUCGCCUGUUUCCUGUGCAUCUACAAGAACAAGCAGCUAGACAAGCGUCGCGCCAGCAUGACGGAUGCCGAGCGCGAGCGCGAUGACGAGAUCCACUUCAAGUUUCUGUACUAAAGUGAUGAUUGUUUGUCUUGCUGCUGUUCUCAUUGUGCUCCUGGCUGGAGACCCGGUAUCAAGAAGCCCCUCACAUGUCCUGUAUUCGUGUCUGUUCGAAGGGAUCAUUCUUUCUUCAGCUGUCGAGCACGCUCGAACAAUACAUGUCGGCCGGCACGCGGUCAAUAGAGGGAGAUGCAAUGUUGAGGCAGUUGGACAUGCUUCUAGGACGACUUCCCCGUGGAAUAGUAAAUAUGAUUCCCAUAAUGAACGAAUGAUCCCCAUAAUAGACAAUUUAUCAAGCAAGCUU
Molecule: messenger RNA, 1407 nt
Organism: Microdochium trichocladiopsis
Lineage: Eukaryota; Fungi; Ascomycota; Sordariomycetes; Xylariales; Microdochiaceae
Product: major facilitator superfamily domain-containing protein
Exons: 2
Coding region: 6-1118 (370 amino acids)
Biological process (GO): transmembrane transport
Cellular component (GO): plasma membrane
Molecular function (GO): transmembrane transporter activity
Source: RefSeq, a predicted model, not a curated record